AUGUCUUCUAUAAUCGAACAAAACUUUGAUGAGUGCCAUUGCACUGAAUGCAUUAAAAAUGAUGAUGGAUACACCUUAGUACCAAAGAGAUUUUCCCAUCGUUAUAGCAAGAAGGCAUCUUUAAAAGAUACCGUUAGAACUAUUGUAAUCCAUGAAUCUGGAUCUGUGGAAGUACAUUCAUGUCAGUCUGACUUACCCAUUUUGGAUAUCUCCCCUAUGUCAGUCGGCAAUGUUUCUGUUCACAGUAAGAUCAAUGGGGAUUUCAAUGAAAUUGACAAUGAUUAUGAGAGCAAUGAAAAUUACAGCAAUAUUUUUGAUAUUGAAGUUGAAGAGGUAAACAAUGAAUUAGAUAUGUUUUCAAACAGCAGUAUUCCUGAGAAUCAUGUACACAGAUUCAUCGCAGUAUUUACUGUGCUAUUUGCAUUUUGCUACGUGGUGACCAACAACUUACCUUGUAGUGAGUGGUUUAAAGCCGAAAACAUCAUCCUUGUAGGUCUUGCCCUUGGACCCAAAGAGCCCAAAACACACAAUUCAAACGUUCGAGUUCCCUGCUGGCGAGGGAUUCGGGCUGGAUUUAUGAUGGUUUCCUGCAACAUCCCAGCUGCGAGAAAGACCGGCGGGUUUACCGCACACAAUAGCACAUGUACAUGCUUUAAGUGCAACCGUCAUUUCACUUGCUUUGACACCACAAACAAGGUCAAUUUCUGUGGGGUUAAAGAGUCCGAGUGGUUUCACCGUAGCUGUGGGGAUAAUAGGCUGCAUGCUGAGGAGUGGAAGAGCAUAGUCACCCCUUCAGAAAAACAGUAUCUGAAAAUCGAAAACAGUGUUCGAUUGUCACCGUUGCACUGCCUUGGAUACUUUGAUUAA
Messenger RNA from Phycomyces blakesleeanus NRRL 1555(-), 867 nucleotides. RefSeq lists its product as hypothetical. Lineage: Eukaryota; Fungi; Mucoromycota; Mucoromycetes; Mucorales; Phycomycetaceae. The record is from RefSeq and is a predicted model, not a curated record. The transcript is spliced from 4 exons. Bases 1 to 867 code for a protein of 288 amino acids.